GGCUUCACGGAGCACAGCCCAGCCCGGAAGCCGAGGCGCGGUGGUGCGAUCGGGUGAUGCGGUGACGUGCUGGAUUCGGGGCUCAGGUAUUGGCGGGAGCCGGGUGAGGGGCGAUGUGGCGUACGCUGUGCGCGACUGGGGAGGCUGCGGUUGGCAGGUUGGUGCUGCGCGCUCCCAGGCCGCUAUUGCCCCUCAGUGGGAAGAGAAGUACCACAGCUAUGCCUGAAGUAAACACAGAUAAUCUUGAUAAGCAGCAGGUGCAGCUUCUGGCAGAGAUGUGUAUCCUUAUUGAUGAAAAUGACAAGAAGAUUGGUGCAGAUACUAAGAAAAACUGCCAUCUGAAUGAAAAGAUUGAUAAAGGAUUAUUGCACCGAGCUUUCAGUGUUUUUUUAUUCAAUACAGAAGAUAAGUUACUAUUGCAGCAGAGAUCAGAUGCUAAAAUUACUUUUCCAGAUUGUUUUACCAACACUUGUUGCAGCCAUCCACUGAGCACCCCAGUAGAACUGGAAGAAAAUAAUGCCCAUGGUGUUCGGCGAGCAGCACAGAGGCGAUUAAGAGCAGAGUUAGGCAUUCCCCUGGAACAGGUAACUCCAGAAGAAAUCGUGUAUCUAACUCGAAUUCACUACAAGGCCCGCUCUGAUGGGAUCUGGGGAGAACACGAAAUUGAUUACAUCUUGUUUGUGCGGAAGAAUGUAACACUGAAUACUGAUCCAAAUGAGAUCAAAAGUUACUGUUAUGUGACACAGGAAGAACUAAAACUCCUCUUGGAAAAAGCAUCAAAAAAUGAAAUCAAGAUUACUCCAUGGUUCAAAUUAAUUGCAGAGACGUUUCUUUUUAAAUGGUGGGAUAACCUGCAUAAUUUAAAUAGAUUUGUGGAUCAUGAAAAAAUACACAGAAUGUAAAAAGCUCCAAGUGAAUGUAGUGGUGAGGGAUAACAGUAGGAUGCUGUCUUAAUAGCAGUAAGGUAACUUUUAAUCCUUAAAGUUUUGAAUACUUACAGAAUGGUACAUCAGCAGUACCUGUUGUAGGAAUUUCUGUACCUAUGCAUAGUGAUGGUGUGGCAGUUGGGUUGGGGUUUUUUUUUUGGUUAAUUUACAGCUGAUGAAUGGUGCUGGCCUGACAGCAUGGGAAACUUAAGUCAUCUUUUCAGAGCAGGCAAGCUGUGGUGUUACCCAAGUGCUGAAAAAAGUUUCAAAUGUAAAGCCAGCCUUGAUGACUAUAAGUAAAUAACAGUAGCUAUAGUAUGAACUUGUUUGGGGCUUAAUGAAUACUAAGAUAGAAAGCCCAUGUAGAAAAGAAAUUGUAAACUUUUAUUUUGAGGGGCACUGAAAUACAUUGAGUGAGGCUUAUUAGCAGACACGAGUUUUGUACAAGGAGACAGACACAAAUAGGCAACAGCAAAGUAAGCUUCCCUGCAUUGCCUUCCAGUCCAGUGCCUAUAACGUGACUGGGAGUGAUUGUCUCCAAUGAAUGGAGGAUAAUCCAGUCUCUAACUAUUUAGUUAUCUCCAUUGUGACUGUAAAUAAGUGCCACUUCUGAUGUAAACACCCCCACCCACUGGCAAUUAAUCUGAGACUUCUCCUUCCAAACUCGGUUAAUGGAGGCUUUUGGUAGUUAGGUUAAUUAGAGGAAUUUUGUCAACUUGUAUUUAUACUAGUUCCAGAACACACUGUAACUAGCAUCUCUUCAUCUUUCGGGGGGGGGGGUGGGGGGGAAUGAUUUACUAAGUAAAUGUCAUCAAAUGCACAAAGUAAACAAAUCACAAACUUCACAGCUGUGCCAGCCUCAGUAAUAUUUAGAAGUUGUAAUGAAAAUUUUGAAGUACGUGUUCCUUUGAAAACUUAAGUUACAUAAACUCAUAGCUAAGUUAUAUAAAAAUCA
Messenger RNA from Chelonoidis abingdonii (Abingdon island giant tortoise), 1881 nucleotides. RefSeq names its product isopentenyl-diphosphate delta isomerase 1 (gene IDI1). Gene Ontology annotation, cellular component: cytoplasm. NCBI's taxonomy places the organism in Eukaryota, Metazoa, Chordata, Testudines, Testudinidae. The record is from RefSeq and is a predicted model, not a curated record. Gene Ontology annotation, molecular function: isopentenyl-diphosphate delta-isomerase activity. Gene Ontology annotation, biological process: isoprenoid biosynthetic process; isopentenyl diphosphate biosynthetic process.